AAGUAGAGUAAAGAUGAGCGGCACACGCCAGAGUGUAAAUGGAGCGCACUCACAUCCAAUUGGCGACAAUCUGUGUGACGUAUCCGGAUGUAAACGGAGCAGAGUCGUCCUAACGCUGUAACACAAGCCUUGGAAGGAAGCAAAGAUGAGGAUUUCCACCAGUCAACUGCAGCAGCUCACCCUUUUCACCACUGUGCUGACUGGGGGUGGGGUCGGCACCAUGUACUAUCUGCUGCAGAAGAAUUUUGCUGAGUCAGACUACCACAGACUAGCUCUGCAGAAGUUGGAAGCAUGUUCAGUUGCCAUGGAAAGCCUGGGGGCGCCGCCUUUAAAAGUCCACAACAUUCAUCUUACUGACAGAAACAACUGUAUAAAUCAGCGCACUGCGCAGAUAAAGAUCCCUGUGACUGGGUCAGAAACUGGAGGUUAUCUGUGUACUUCUUCAAUUAGAGACCUUAAUACCAACAGGUGGAGUCUGAAGCAGGCAGUCCUGAAACUCAGGGAAGGACAGACCAUUGACCUGCUGAAUCCUUCUCCACCAACUGCAGCACAAAACCAGGCAACAGAGUACAAAAAGGGGCUAGACACAGGCCACUGCCACUGACCAACUCCAUGUACUGAUGAGAAUAAUGUUGUUCUGCUCCAACACAUGUUGAGUAGAGUAUUAAACCAAAUGGCAAUGCCAGCUUCUAACAGACUGA
Messenger RNA from Cottoperca gobio, 701 nucleotides. It is a transcript of the gene coa1, whose product is annotated as cytochrome C oxidase assembly factor 1. Gene Ontology annotation, cellular component: mitochondrial inner membrane. Lineage: Eukaryota; Metazoa; Chordata; Actinopteri; Perciformes; Bovichtidae. The record is from RefSeq and is a predicted model, not a curated record. Gene Ontology annotation, biological process: mitochondrial respiratory chain complex I assembly; mitochondrial respiratory chain complex IV assembly. The transcript has 5 exons. The coding region runs from base 146 to 604 and encodes 152 amino acids.